AUGUCUUCCAAAAAAGUAUUUAAUGUCAAUGACAAAGUCUUUGCAAAAAUACGAGGUUAUCCAGCUUGGCCAGCAAUAGUAUCUGGUGUUAAAGCUGAUACCCCAUCACGACAAAGGUAUAAUGUUUAUUUUUAUGGAACUGGCGAGCGUGCUGAAUGUAAAUCAGAGGAACUCUUUCCGUAUGAAGAAAACAAGUCAAAGUUAGGAAAACCAAAUAAACGUAAAUAUUUUGCUGAAGCUUUAUUACAAAUAGAGGAUGAUGAUGAAGGUCCAGUUUGUCCUGAAGAGAAUUUAAAAGUACCCGUCACAUCAAGUAACACUAGUAACAUAGAACAGGAAUCACCCAAAGAUGAAUCUAAAAACGAUAAUGAAGUUGAAAAAUCAAAUGAAUCUAAAUCAGAAAGUGAAGAAAAAUUAACAACCGAUGAGUCUACUUUGUCUAAGGGGAAAAAAGUUGUUGCGUCCAGAAAGAGUUUGGGUCUCUCAAUUACUAAAGGAACAAAAAGAAAAAUAUCUGAUGUAAAACCUGAAGCGCCUUUGAAGAAAUCUAUGUCAAAUAAACCAAAAAUCUUGGAAAGUUUGAACCUUAAAAGACAAUUAACAGUAGUGGUAGAACCAUUGGAAAAGGGUGUAAUAGAAAGAGCAAGGACACAGCAGAAAUUGGAGCAGGCUGCUGAGAAAAAUGAAAGUGUUGAUGAAAAAGUUUCUGAAACAGAUAAAGAAUCAGAAACUCCUAAUAAAACUGAGUCUGCUCUUGAAACUAGUGAUGUAUUGUUGGAUUCCAGUAAAUUGGUAAAAUCCUUGUCAAAAACAAAGAAUAGUCCUACAUCAAGUAGUGAUAUUUCUUCCACCAAUAGUGUAAAUGUAGGACAUGUAUCACGCUCUGGUCGUAAAAUCAAGCCAAAAAAAUAUUCUGAUUAUGAAAAUGAAUCAGAGGCGCCAAAACGUUCAAGAUUAAGCAAAGAAAAUUCCAAAAAUUCAGAAAAACAUAAUAGCAGCAAUAAUGAAACAGAUUCAUCAGAACAAAAUUCUAAAACAAAAGAUACAAAUUCAGAAACAAGAAAGACAUCUAAAAGCCAUGCGUCAGGAUCAGUACCACAUAUAAAUUCUUUACCAGCGGGUAAAGAUUUGGAGCAAAUUGAUGGUGAAAUUUCUGAAGACAGCGAAAUUCCGGUGGUAAUAAAAGAUCUCAUGGUGGGUGCUUUGUCAAACAUAGAAACUGGUUGGAUAAAAGCUGGUCCGAAAAAAAUAACUAAAAUUGAUAUAUUACAUACCGAAGUUGAUUUGUUAGAUUAUAUUCAUAAAUUACGUAUGGCUUUACGAACUGAUCAUGCUGAUUAUGAAGUAGCAUUAGUGUUAUUGGAGAAUAUUACUGAACUACAAGUUAAUGCAUUGAUGUUAAAAAAACAUCAAGAAAUUGUGAAUACAAUUAAAUCACUAACAAGAUAUACCGGUAAUGCUAGAGAGUGGAAUCUUAAUGAAGAGGAAACUAUUUUACAUAACGAAAAGUCAUCCCUAAUUCGACGCAAGGCUGAAGUAAUAUUUAAUAAAUUUAUUUCAUUGUUCACUGUAACUGAUGGGCAAUCAUUCGAAGAGAUAUUUAACAAAGAAGUUGAAGAAUUUUUUACAAAGACUAAACAUUUGGCUUGUGAUCAGAUAUAUGGGCUUACUUCAGACAAGGAUUAUAAUUAA
Macrosiphum euphorbiae (potato aphid) is the source of this 1692-nucleotide messenger RNA. NCBI's taxonomy places the organism in Eukaryota, Metazoa, Arthropoda, Insecta, Hemiptera, Aphididae. The record is from the annotation of a GenBank genome assembly.